Gekko japonicus is the source of this 1118-nucleotide messenger RNA. RefSeq names its product cell division cycle 40 (gene CDC40). Gene Ontology annotation, molecular function: mRNA binding; protein binding. The transcript is spliced from 10 exons. The record is from RefSeq and is a predicted model, not a curated record. The annotation marks the transcript as partial. Gene Ontology annotation, biological process: mRNA splicing, via spliceosome. Gene Ontology annotation, cellular component: catalytic step 2 spliceosome. Lineage: Eukaryota; Metazoa; Chordata; Lepidosauria; Squamata; Gekkonidae.
AUGUCGGCCGCCAUCGCUGCGCUCGCUUCGUACGGAGGCUCCGAUUCGGAUUCAGACUCUGGCUCCGACGCUGAGGGUAGGGCCGGCCACUCGGCGCAGGUGGCUGUUGGGGACGCGGUGCUGCACCUGGCCUCGGUUCCUUCUGCCCAGCAGGCGCUCCUGCCUGCAGUCGACUCGGCCCCCACGGUGGCCGUGAAGGAAGAUGUGGAAACAGGAGUUCAUCUUGAUCCAGCUACCAAGGAAGUUCAAUAUAACCCAACGUACGAUACCAUGUUCGCACCUGAGUUUGGGCCAGUGAAUCCUUUUAGGACUCAGCAGAUGGCUGCACCUAGGAAUAUGCUUUCUGGAUACACAGAACCAGCACACAUUAAUGAUUUCAUGUUUGAACAACAAAGAAGAACAUUUGCAACCUAUGGAUAUGCUUUGGAUCCCUCAGUAGAUAAUUAUGACGUUUCUACUAAAUAUAUUGGAUCUGUUGAGGAAGCUGAAAAGAAUCAAGGUCUAACAGUGUUUGAAACAGGACAGAAGAAAACAGAGAAAAGGAAGAAAUUCAAAGAGAAUGAUGCAUCUAAUAUUGAUGGUUUCUUGGGACCAUGGGCAAAAUACAUUGAUGAAAAGGAUGUUGCCAAACCUUCAGAAGAGGAGCAGAGAGAACUAGAUGAAAUAACAGCAAAGAGGCAGAAGAAAGGCAAGCAUGAAGAUGAUAAACCUGGAGAAGAAAAGACUAUUUUGCAUGUGAAAGAGAUGUAUGACUACCAAGGGAGAUCCUACCUUCACGUCCCUCAGGAUGUUGGAGUUAACCUGCGUUCAGCUGUUCCCCCUGAGAAAUGUUACCUUCCUAAGAAACAGAUCCACGUGUGGUCUGGGCAUACAAAGGGUGUCAGUGCUGUCAGGCUGUUUCCCCUUUCUGGCCACCUCUUGCUGUCUUGUUCAAUGGACUGCAAAAUUAAGCUCUGGGAAGUAUACGGUGAACGAAGAUGCUUACGAACGUUCAUCGGACAUAGUAAAGCUGUUCGAGAUAUAUGCUUCAACAAUGCUGGGAGCCAGUUUCUCAGUGCUGCAUAUGAUCGGUAUCUUAAACUCUGGGAUACUGAAACAGGUAAAUGUAUAUUCAUUUU